Molecule: messenger RNA, 1464 nt
Organism: Mollisia scopiformis
Lineage: Eukaryota; Fungi; Ascomycota; Leotiomycetes; Helotiales; Mollisiaceae
Product: natural resistance-associated macrophage protein
Exons: 2
Coding region: 1-1464 (487 amino acids)
Biological process (GO): iron ion transport; intracellular manganese ion homeostasis
Cellular component (GO): membrane
Molecular function (GO): manganese ion transmembrane transporter activity; cadmium ion transmembrane transporter activity
Source: RefSeq, a predicted model, not a curated record
AUGGAGGCUGUCAAGAGCGUGCUCCUGGCCAAAGCACCGGUAGCGGACGCUCCCCUAGAGUUUGGAGGUCACAGAAUUGCGGAAGAACCUACCAAGAAGCUCGGUGUUGGCGGAGUUCUAUCCAAGUUCGCACGGUUCUUUGGCCCAGGAAUGAUCCUCGCCGUCGCUUACGUUGAUCCGGACAAUUUCCAGACGUCUGUUGAGGACGGCCAGGAUUUUGGAUACAAGAUGCUGUUCAUGGUUCUAUUCUCUCUUGUCGUUGCCAUCUAUCUUCAGUAUCUCUGUCUAAGAAUGGCAACCGUUACAGGACUCAAUCUGGCCCAGAUGAACCACAAAUACAUGCCCCGCUGGCUAGAACUAUCUAUCUAUGCUGUUGCGGAGGCCUGCUGUAUUUGCACCGACAUUAGUGCUGUCAUCGGUACUGCCUUUGCUUGGAAUCUUCUCAUCCCCAAGCUCCCACUCGAUGCAGCAUGUGUGAUCACAGUAUUUGACACCCUUCUCAUCUUGCUCUUUUACUCACCAACUGGUACGCUUCGUCACAUCCGCUAUUUUGAGAUGUUCAUGGCCGCUCUCGUGGCCGUCAUUUUCAUCACUACUGCCAUCGCCCUUGGCCAGGUCCAUCCAGCACCUGGCCCGGUGUUCAAAGGAUUCUUGCCCUCGCGCGAGAUCUUCGUCAGUCAAGGCAUGUACUCUUCGGCCGGCAUGGUCGGAGGUAUGCUAAUGCCACAUGCCUUGUACGUCGGCUCUUCGAUUGCUCAACCUCGCCUUCUCGAGUAUGAUACCAAGUACCACAUUACCACCUUCCGACAGAACGAAACGCCCAUCGACGUAUUCUAUCGCCCCAGCCUCCGUGCCAUCAAGUCCACCCUCCGCUACGCAACGUGGGAUCUCUGUCUAGCUAUCUUCGUCGUUGGCCUCUUUGUCAACUCCGCUCCAGAAAUCCUUUCCGGUGCCGCUUUCUCCCAGGAUGGCAACUUUACCGAUCUCUACGACCUGUACAGCCUCUUCCAGACUGGCAUCAACCAGCUCUCGGCCACUAUGUUUGCCGUCGCUUUCCUCUUCUCCGGGAUUGCUGCUGGAAUCGUGUCGACCAUGGCUGGACAAACAGUCAUGGAAGGUGCCUUCCAGAUCAAGAUCAAUCCUUUCGCCAGACGCUUGAUUACACGGUGCAUAGCUAUCAUUCCGGCUCUUAUCGUCACCGUAUCGGUUGGUCAAGAAGGCAUUAGCAACGCGCUGACUGCUGUAAACUACAUCCUUUCCAUCGGCCUCAUCUUCGUCCUGCUCCCGGUGAUCUGGUACGUAACGCACGAUAAGUACAUGAGCGUACUCAAUGACGAGGGAACGGAACUUGUUAGCUUAAAGCUGGGUUUGACUGGAACUAUCUUUGCGUGGGCUGUCUGGGCGAUUGUCAUCGUUACUGACGUUGCGACAAUUGUCUUGCUUGGAUUGGGAUUAUCUGACUAG